AUGAGGGUUAAACAGAACAAACACAAACCAAUCAUAUUCGGCAACUGCAAAGAAGUUUUGGCGACAGUUAUAAUGUUUUACUUUGCCGCAAAUCUCGUUUUCGGAGCGGAAGAGAACGAGACUGAAUUUUGCAGAAGAAGAUGGUAUGAAUUCGUGAACGACAAAAAGAAAUGGGAAAGUGAAUGUUUAAAUGAAGAUAGUGUGAGAGCGUCAUCGUGUUGUAAAGCUACAGCUGGUUAUCUUGAACAGCGACAUGAAAACUAUAUAAAGUGGUGUCCCAUUGUGGGUAAGUUCAGAACAGUUUCAAUGUUGAUAUACACCGUGUAAAUAUAAAACAUUAAUAGAUAUUAAAAUUACAUUGAAAUAUUAUUGAUUACUCGCCCCUAUCACGCAGGUCUGGGCCACCAUGCACAUGGCCUUAGCCACGCACCCGACUUAUUAUUAAUUUUUAUGGCCUUAAAAUGUUUCAAUUUUAUUUCAUUAUAGAAGGUAGAUGCGAAUGUCAUUAUUACACAGAGCGAGAGGUUAACCGCAUUGUGUUCGAUAAGAAACCAAUCCAAUGGUCGUGGAGCAAGCCUAACUUCACUUGCCCGCAUAAAUAUCUACUUAAUCGCCAAAAGGUUGAACCAAACAUAACGUCGCCACGCAAUUUCUCCAUUGGUCGACAUGAAAUCAAUAGUACCUUUGAACUGUAUGGAGGAAUAAAAGCAAUAUGUACCAUUGUCUUCAAUGUUCGAUUAUGUCGUAAGUAUUGGCUUUAUAUAUCUGAUUGUAUAUGUAUUAUUCAGGCACUGGUUAUUAAUAUUGGAAUGGGGGGGGGGGCAGUGGGUGAGGAAACCUCCAACAUUGAACUUUUUCUUGAGACCGCCUUCAAGCGAAAUACAUUUAUUUGCAAGACGCCCCCAAUUCCACCAUAUCGACUAUUUUAGAACAUAUUAAAUUAAAUUAAAUCAAAUGCGUAAUAUAAUGCAAGAGCGUUACACGGCAGUGGUGAAGCUAGCUCAAAGUAAUUGGCCAUGGAAGAGACGUGGUAACAAUGUGCCGUAGUAAAUGGAAGCGAUGUGUCGUAAACUCGGCGCAACUAUAAGACAUAUUUUUUGCUUUUUGAAAAGGGUCCUGAAGGGGUAAAAUGGGAACUGGGAUUGAUCUAUUUUUAGACUUGGAAAAUGGGAUUUGGGUUGCUGGGACUGGGAUUUGGCCACUGGGAAUGGGAAAUGAAGUCCUAAGAAAUGGGAAUGGGAUUGAGGUAAUGCGAGUCGAUUCCCAAUUUUUCUGCCUUUUGAGUAUUUUAAAAUACAAUUUUGAUCCGUUUUUAAUUGGUGUCUUUGGUCAUGAUUUUUGUUGUUAACUAUACUAUUCGCAGCACUACCUGCGAACAGGCAUACUCUGGCGCCCGAAAUUCUGGGUUUUCUGAUUAUGCGUGUCUCAGAAUGCUGCAAAUGCCAUUUCCGGGAUUCAAAUUUAAAAAUUUUCCGUGCCUUGCUUAAAAGGUCUUAAAAUUUAUAAUUUGCAUAGUUAAUUAGAAAUCCACUAGAUUUUAGCAGAUCACGUGACCAGCGUCCACCAGAGUCUUUUCUCCACAAGAGGAAAGACCCUGGGUACGAGGUUGCGGCCAAAUUGUCAUAACGAUAUCGAUUAAUCUUUAUUAACUAAAAAUUCAAUUCCUACAUUUCUUUGUAAGAAAUCAAAGCAAGUCAAGAAUGUCCAAGGAACUGGAAAGAAUAUGGCAAUUCAUGCUAUCUUUUUGUCAUACCAACUUCACGAAUCCGUAAAAUGAACUGGGAAGACUCCAGAGCUAACUGCUUAAGACAUGGAGCUGACUUGGUUUCUAUUCUUAAUUCCUUGGAAGUUGAUUUUAUUAACAAGCAAACAAAAGCCAUAGGAAAAUAUUGGUUCUGGAUUGGGCUAUUCCGCAACAAGACGACCAGUGAUCCAAAGGAAGGCUGGAUCUGGAGUGAUGGCAAUAAUUUCACAAAUCCUCAGCAGUGGCGAUCGGGUCAACCAGACAACUGCCUGAAUAAUCAAAAAUGUGCGCAAUUUCUCGCAAGUAACAAACGGUGGAUUAAUUACAAUUGCGCCGACUUAAUUUCUUCGAUAUGCAAAAGGAAAAAAGGUACUGAAUUUGUGUAA
This is a messenger RNA of Paramuricea clavata, 2130 nucleotides long. The record is from the annotation of a GenBank genome assembly. NCBI's taxonomy places the organism in Eukaryota, Metazoa, Cnidaria, Anthozoa, Malacalcyonacea, Plexauridae.